Molecule: messenger RNA, 4755 nt
Organism: Nerophis ophidion (straightnose pipefish)
Lineage: Eukaryota; Metazoa; Chordata; Actinopteri; Syngnathiformes; Syngnathidae
Gene: xkr5a
Product: XK related 5a
Exons: 7
Coding region: 93-2030 (645 amino acids)
Biological process (GO): apoptotic process involved in development; phosphatidylserine exposure on apoptotic cell surface; engulfment of apoptotic cell
Cellular component (GO): plasma membrane
Source: RefSeq, a predicted model, not a curated record
UUUUGACAGGAGGCAGGCAAUGGGAGAAGAAAGGAACUGAUGCACAGAGGGCGAAAGAUGCGCAGGAUAAUGUCGCCCCGCCACCCGGUACCAUGAUAAACACCGCCGAGGGGGUGAGCCGGAGGAGGUCGUCGGCGGCCCGGCGCGGCGAGCGCUGGAUCGCCCGGUGCCAGGCGGCCCUGCUCGGCGUGUCGGCGCUGGUCAUCGCGGCCGAGCGGAGCGCUCUGAUCUAUUGCAUAGGGUUUUACCUUUGGAAUGACGAGACACGAUGGGCCGGCCUCACCCUCGGACUCUUUCUCCCGGGCACGGCGGUGCAGCUGUUGAGUGUCAAAUGGUACUAUGACGACGGUGACGACAGGCGAUGGUACCUGUCUACCAUACACAUUCUUCACUUGGGUAUCUUCAAAAGGUUAUGGGACUGCAUGCGAUAUGUGUCCCGCAUGCAGGGCUCAGUGGCGGAGCUGGGCGCUGUCGUCAUGCAGCAGGCAGACGUUGCCGCUCUUUGGCUCCUGGAGGCUCUGGUCGUCUCGCUGCCACAGAGCCUGCUGCAGGCAUACAUCGUGGUGUCCACAGACGUAGGGAUCAUGUCCCCAGUGGCCUACUCCUGUGGUCUUUGCGUGCUGUCCGUGUCCUGGGCGCUGGUGCUGUACAGCCGCGCUUGCCGUCUCAUCCGGCCGGGCCACCUUGCCAUGCCCCCGGCGGCUCUGCUUUGCCAGCUGGUGUGGAGGGCCGGCAUGCUGGGUGCCAGGGUGACGUGUCUCAUGUUCUUCGCAAGGGUGUUCAACUGGUGGGUCUGCGGAGUGGCAGGUUUUCACUGGCUGACUGCCUCCUUCUGGCUGGUGUCACAGCAACUAGACAUCUGCACCGGCCCAUGGUGUUGGCGUGCCUUUAACGGCCUGGUGGGGUUCAUCCACGUCUUCCUCUUCCUUAACGUCAAAGACGGCCCCUCGCGUUUCCGCAUGGCCAGCUUUUAUACUUUCAUGCUGAUUGAGAACGCCACUUUGCUGCUAGCCGCCUCUGACUUACUGAGCGAAGCGGCGUGGGAUAACAUGACGCUCCCCAUCAGUGUUCUAAGUAGCUUUACCCUCGGCGCUACCUCCAUGGUCAUCUACUACCGGUUCCUCCACCCCAAGUCAACAGAGAUCGCCCAAGGUCUGAACCAGAACCACAUGGGUAGCACUUGUAUAGAACGUGGGGAGUCCUCCUUCUCGCUCGGGGACAAAAGCUUGCCGGUUGGUGGUGUGCAAAACCACGGCAGCUUCUCGCUCUCCGGUGUGGCCGGUUCACUGCUGGAGCAUCCGAGCUCAUGCGGAGGGAGGCCGAACAGCUCCUGUCCUUGCUACCACCAUCACUGGCUCCUCAUACGGCUGGCCCUCAAAACAGGAGACCUGGGGAAGAUCAACCGAGCGUACGGAGCAGGCGGGGCGGCAGCCAUACUGGACAUGGAGGAGUACAACCAGGAGUGUAAGAGCCACGAAGGCGACACCAUCACGGCAGGGGGCAGCUGUGAGGGUGUCUCCAUGUCCGAGUCUCAGGGGCAAGGCUUGGCACCCCUGUCGGACUGCAAAGAUGAAUUUCAGACUGUGAGCGAACCCACGUCCUUUGAACAAGCAGAGGACGACAGUCUGGAGAUGGCGAGCCCGCUGGAGUCACCAGAGUCCGAUUUCAAGCGCAGCUCACCAGAGGGCAAAUCCGUAUUUGGAGACAGUCCGGAGCCGUACUUCUGCCCCACGGAGUCCAGUUCAACCCUCUACUUCAGCGCUGAUCCCCAGUCUCCCAGCAGCUCCAGUAACCCCCGAUUGGACCGGGACAUCGGGGGUCUCGAGCAUGGCGUGCGUCUCAAUUCCAUCCCAAGCGAUCCGGCUCUUCACAGGGACGUCCGAGGGCUAAUGGGUCGGGUCGGGCCGCGCUACACCUCCACCCCAAAACUGGACUCGGGAGUGCUGGACUCUCCCGCCAGUGUGCCUCACCUCAGCGGCCCCAGGAGGCAGCUCAUAAUGUCCCGCAGAGAUGAAGAUGAAUACUUCUGACAUGCUUCGGGAGUAGGAUGAUUUCUGCAAGGUCAGCAGUUUCCGCUUUAAGUAAAAAUGUGAAACGAAACGAAACAAAAUCGACAUCGUGCUGAGCUAGUACAGUAGUAAAAUAUAACCUAUAUUGGAAUAUUCUCUGAAAGCAAUACAUUGCACAAGUGGAGCCAUCCAAUGCUGUUUUAAAGGCCUCGCUAAUAAGCUAAAUUAGUGGUGCUUGGAAGCAAAGUAUGACCUCAUAGCUAGAAAUAUUGACUACUAAUUACUACGGAAUCCACUUAAAGCCACGCUUCAAAUGGCAGGAUAUAACUUUUUAUUUCGACAGUUGAUACACCAGCAUUUAAAGCACCGCUGCAGAGCUACCGUGGCACCUGUAAAGCUGUUUACAGAUAAAGCUGUACGCUGUGAAAGCUUUUCAGGGCAAACGCUGCAAAUCAUUACUCAAAAUGAUUGAAUAGCCAGAACUAGUGAUUAUAUAUCCAAAAGGGUGAAAAGCAGGGGUCACCAACGUGGUGCCCGCGGGCACCAGCUCGCCCGUAAGGACCAGAUGAUUCGCCCGCUGGCCUGUUCUAAAAAUAGCUCAAAAAGCAGCACUUACCAGUGAGCUGCUGGCCUGUUCUAAAAAUAGCUCAAAAAGCAGCACUUACCAGUGAACUGCCUCUAUUUUUUAAAUUGUAUUUAUUUACUAGCAAGCUGGUACGCUUUGCUCGACAUUUUUAAUUCUAAGAGAGACAAAACUCAAAUGGAAUUUGAAAAUCCCAGAAAAUAUUUUAAAGACUUGGUCUUCACCUGUUUAAAUAAAUUCAUUAUUUUUUUUACUUUGCUUCUUAUAACUUUCAGAAAGACAAUUUUAAGAGAAAAAAUAAAACCUUAAAAAUGAUUUUCCGAUUUUUAAACACAUAUACCUUUUAAAUUCCUUCCUCUUCUUUCAUGACAUUUUAAAUCAAUGUUCAAGUAAAUGUAUUUUUUAUAGUAAAGAAUAAUAAAUACAUUCAAAUUUAAUUCUUCAUUUUAGCUUGUUUUUUCGACGAAAAAUAUUUGUGAAAUAUUUCUUCAAACUUAUGAUUAAAAUUCAACAAUAUUAUUCUGGCAAAUCUAGAAAAUCUGUAGAAUCAAAUUUAAAUAAUAACGAUUUGUCUUUGUUAGAAAUGUAGCUUGUUCCAAUUUGUUAUAUAUUCUAAAAAAGUACAGAUUGGAUUUGAACCUACCGUAUUUCCUUGAAUUGCCGCCGGGGUGCUAAUUAAUUUAAAACCCCUUCUCACUCCUGCGCUUAUCAAAGGCAUGCGGUAAAAGUAAGCAUGCGCUAAUUAUUUUAAAACCUCUUCUCACUCCGGCACUUACAAAGGCAUGCAGUAAAAAAUUGAGUGUGAUGUAAGCUUGGACCUUAAUUCUACUUUAUGCGAUUUCAAAUUACCAAUAUUGAAAUCAGCCUCCUCCAUUUUGAAAAUGAUGACAGGGGAAGUGUCACUCGUGACGUCACGAGUUUGACCCGGCGGUAAUACUAAGCAUGCGCAAAUUAUUUGUAUUAUUUCAGUAGUGAAGUGAAGUGAAUUAUAUUUAUAUAGCGCUUUUUCUCAAGUGGCUCAAAGCGCUUUACAUAGUGAAACCCAAUAUCUAAGUUACAUUUAAACCAGUGUGGGUGGCACUAGGAGCAGGUGGGUAAAGUGUCUUGCCCAAGGACACAACGGCAGUGACUAGGAUGGCACAAGCGGGAAUUGAACCUGCAACCCUCAAGUUGCUGGCACAGCCACUCUACCAACCUAUGCAGUAAUUCAAGUCAGGUGCAUACUAUAUGCCCUGCGGCAAUUGAAGGAAAUACGGUAUUUAUAAAAUGUCAUCAAAAAUAUGUAUUUAUUGUGAGAAAUCAUUAACAUGAUCAGUGUUUCCACAAAGAUAAAUAUCAUGAAUUAUGAAUAAUAACAGAGUUUAAGGUAAAUUGAGCAAAUUGGUUAUUUCUGGCAAUUUAUUUAAGUGUGUAUCAAACUGGUAGCCCUUCGCAUUAAUCAGUACCCAAGAAGUAGCUCUUGGUUUCAAAAAGGUUGGUGACCUCCUGCUGUAAAGCAAGAAAUAUGUAUGGUAUUUAAUAUAGUUAUUAAAUAAAACUGCUAUUUGGGCACACUAUCAAGCUAUUCUGCAUUACUAAGAGCUGCUGUAUAAUGUGGUCUUUUUUUAUAACUUGAUGUUAUUAAGUAAUAGUAGGUAAUAGAGAAAACUAAACUUUUAUUAUCACAAGCCUUCGCUUCACUGGCUUCCUUAAAGCACAAGUAUCAUGUACAAUACAUCCGUUGUGUGUGUAUUUUUUAUUUAUUUUUAAGAUCCAUCCAUUUCCUACCGCUUGUACCUUUGAGGGUGAAGGGUGCUGCAUUCAGAUAGACAGACAACAUUCACACAUUAGGGCCAGGAUUUAUUUUAAUUGUGUAUGUAUGUAUACAUAUCAUCGUGCAGUGCUUUAAGGGAUUUUUCAUUUUUUUUUAAAUAUGUGACUUUACAGAAUUUAUGUAACACCCACUUCAGAAAGCUUUCUCCUUGUCGCUCAGCAGCUGUUUCUAAAAAUACACGCUUUUUUUUUUUAAUUUUCUUCUUGGAGUGUAAAAAACAAACAGACAUAAUAAGCUUUUUCUCUUUCACUCAAGUGCUGUAUGAAAUUUGAACUGUGAAGUGCAAAAGCCGCCUGGGGCUUUUUAUAUAAGCAAUAAAAAGGAUAACUUUUGGGGUGAGUGGAAUAAAA